AGUAGUGAUAAGUCAGUGAAAUUGUGUUCACGUUCGAAAAGUCUCUCAAUUGCAUUUCCUAGGCCUCAGAUUUGGUGUAGGUCCUACCGAAGAUGUAUAAUAUCGUCUUAUGAAAGUUUUUACCAGAUCAGGGCGUGUAGCAUGGGACCAUACUCUCUGAAAGAUUGUUGCUCUCACAAAAUGGACCCCUCUCCAAGUUGCAAUGGAUUUCCCGAGCCGGAUCGGGUGUCUGACUCUCAGAAAAGAACUCCCUCCAUGCCGUGGUUUGGAAUGGACAUCGGGGGCACACUGACCAAGUUGGUGUAUUUUGAGCCGCACAACUACACUUUUGAAGCCGAUGAUGUUGAGGCGGAGGUACUCAUGAAUAUCCGCAAAUAUCUCACGAAGAAUUCGGCAUAUGGAGCCACAGGUCACCGUGAUAUUCAUUUACAGAUGGAUAAUGUAAUGGUGAAUGGCCGAAAAGGAACUUUACAUUUCAUAAGGUUUCCAACAAGCGAGAUGCACAACUUCAUCGAAUUAGCCAAGAGCAAAGGUAUGGCCAAGUUAGUCACAUCCGUCUGUGCAACUGGGGGUGGCGCUUUCAAAUUUGAAGAUACGUUUCGGCAGGAAGUGAAUGUGAAGUUAGAAAAACGGGACGAACUAGACUCGCUCAUUCAAGGCAUGCUGUUCGCCGACACAAACAAUUCUCAUGAAUGUUAUUAUUGGUCGGAUCCAAAAGAGGAGGACUCGUGUCAUAAAAUGACAUACGACUUCAGUCAGCCUUACCCAUUUUUAGUUGUAAAUAUAGGAUCUGGUGUUAGUGUUUUAGCUGUUUAUGGACCGAAUGACUACAAAAGAGUUUCAGGAACUAGUUUAGGUGGCGGUACAUUCCUCGGACUCUGUUGUCUACUAACAGGCUGUAACUCGUUUGAAGAAGCCAUCGAACUAGCAACGCUAGGUGACAACAAAAGCGUUGACAAACUAAUCAAAGAUAUCUAUGGAGGUGACUACGAGCGUUUCGGGUUGCCGGGAGAUUUGGUCGCCAGCAGUUUCCUUGGUGUGUUCAGCUUUGGACAAAUGGCGCUGAAGGAAAGGCGCGAUGCGGUGUCCCGAGAAGAUCUUGCGAGAGCAACGCUCGUCACCAUCACCAACAAUAUUGGUUCCAUCGCUCGAAUGUGUGCGCUCAAUGAGAAGAUCAACAGGGUGGUGUUCGUAGGAAACUUCCUGAGAGUGAAUCCAAUUUCAAUGAGGCUUCUAGCUUACGCAAUGGACUUCUGGUCCAACGGUACACUCAAGGCUUUAUUUUUGGAGCAUGAGGGCUACUUCGGAGCCAUCGGAUCCCUGCUUGCCUCAGAUGACCGAGUAUGAACAAACCGGCCGCGCCUCACCAGCCAAACAUUCCUUCAACUCGAAGCGCACGCUCUCGCUAUUUAUUCUUCUCUAUUUAUUUAUCAGUAAAUAUGGAUUUAUUUAUUUCAGUAGUUGUAAUUUUUAACAGUGAGAUCCAUUCCUCUGCCAAGUUGGUCAAUGGUGCCUUUCGAAACUGGAAAGAAGUCAAAUGCAGUAUUGUGUAGCACUUAUGAUGUUUUGUCAUUGUAAACCAGUGAAAAUUUUCACAAUUUGGCUGUACACUUGUGUCCUCACUUGAGUCCUCUAUAAGUAAUCGAUUCUUGGUGAGGCCGUUUGCAUCAACGAACAACGGUUGUUUCUUAUGCGUUGAAAUGUAUGAAAUCCAGUAUUGCCAAUUUGCAAGAAUUGUCACUGAUGUAAGGAUUAGUACUGUAAAUCAUGUUUUUAGGUUUCAUGAUGCCAAAGUUCUUAAAAGUAUUGUGGCAAACAAUAUGUCCAGGAUCAGAUGCAGUAAACUGUCCGAUUUUUGCUUGAUUUGUGCGCAAAAGUUCGGAUUCUAUGAUAAUCUCUUGAUUGCUAUGCUCUCUUUUAAGUGAGAAUUUGUUGGAAUUUUUUACAUAAAUUAAGUAAAAUUCAUUAUGAGUUUUAGAGUUACCACUUUAUGUUUGGGAAGGAUUCAUAUCAAAUAUUAAUACCUAAGAACGUUUUUUUAUUUUUUCAACUCAAAUGAUGCUUAAAUUUGGAGUCUGUAGUCAUCCAUUGACUCUGUUAUUUUCGUUGAACGUUUCUGUUGUUACGUUUCACUAUAGUAAUCACAACAUUUGAAUGUGUAUUUAUCAGAGGAAAGAAACCAAAAAAUAUCUCCGGUAAAAGGAACUUUUCUUAUGUUUUUGAAUGUAAGCUAGAGAAUGGUCAAAACGAAGCACUCCUCUACACUUCUGGGGGGAAAAAUACAUCCUUUACAAAAUAAAUGUACUUUCUGUAAUUUGCCUCCAAGCAAGUGAAUUCAAUUUAAUUAAAUUAGCGAAAUUUUAAUUUAAUUUAUUUAAAUUUCUUUUCGAUUUACUCUCUUUUGCAGACCAUGUUUGAAACUUACCUUUGAAUAGAUGAUGUACUGACUCAUUAAUACAAAGGCAUCAACAUUGGUCAUUUAGAGUUAUUUGCCUACAAAUGUUAUUGUUCUUUGAUCUAUUCAGGUGUUUGCAUUUAGCCGUUUCUCUAGUUAUUGACUUUACAUCAUAUCUGCCCAAAA
Bemisia tabaci is the source of this 2581-nucleotide messenger RNA. It is a transcript of the gene fbl, whose product is annotated as pantothenate kinase 3 fbl. NCBI's taxonomy places the organism in Eukaryota, Metazoa, Arthropoda, Insecta, Hemiptera, Aleyrodidae. Gene Ontology annotation, molecular function: ATP binding; pantothenate kinase activity. Gene Ontology annotation, biological process: coenzyme A biosynthetic process. The record is from RefSeq and is a predicted model, not a curated record. Gene Ontology annotation, cellular component: nucleus; cytosol.